Messenger RNA from Talaromyces marneffei, 1707 nucleotides. RefSeq lists its product as uncharacterized. The transcript has 3 exons. Gene Ontology annotation, cellular component: glucosidase II complex. The record is from RefSeq and is a predicted model, not a curated record. NCBI's taxonomy places the organism in Eukaryota, Fungi, Ascomycota, Eurotiomycetes, Eurotiales, Trichocomaceae. Gene Ontology annotation, biological process: N-glycan processing. Bases 1 to 1707 code for a protein of 568 amino acids.
AUGAGGAGUACGGCGAAUGUGUUUGUCCUUUUGGGCAUUUCAACAUGUAAAUCUGUAUUUGCAGCCUCGAGUGAAGCCUCAGCCCGCCCUAGAGGCGUGGGACCUGAAUUCGCAAAAUUCUACAAAGAUACAACCACAUUCACUUGUAUCUCGCAUCCUGACAUCAAAAUACCCUUCUCGGCGGUAAACGACGAUUACUGUGACUGUCCGGACGGCAGCGACGAGCCUGGAACAUCAGCAUGCUCAUACCUUUCUCGCCUUUCGCCAUCGACAUCUGCUGAUCACCCUGGCACCGACGGAGUCGACCUCACACCUGCAUUACCGGGUUUCUACUGCAAGAACAAGGGUCACAACCCCGCAUACAUUCCAUUCCAAAGAGUAAACGAUGGAGUCUGCGACUACGAGAUUUGCUGCGAUGGAAGCGAUGAAUGGGCUCAUCCGGGAGGUACGAAAUGUGAGGACCGAUGCAAGGAGAUUGGCAAAGCAUGGCGCAAAUCAGAAGAAGCGAGACAAAGGUCUCUCAAUGCAGCUUUGAAAAAGAAGAAGGAGCUGAUUGCUGAGUCGGGUCGUCUGACUAAGGAGAUUGAAGAUCGAAUUGUCGAUCUCGAGGUCGAGGCCAAGGCUAAAGAGAUCAAAAUCCAGUCCAUGGAGAUCGAGCUCGAAAAACUGGAGAGAGAAGAGCGUGGAAAGGUAGUCAAAGGCGCAAAGAAAGGCAAACUUGGUCUGUUGGUGGGCUUGGCGAGAACGCGUAUCAAUGAGCUUCGGGAAGCUCUCGACGAGGUUCGUCAACAGAGGGAUGAGAGCCGUGCGCGAGUUGAAGAGCUAGAGCAGAUCUUGUCAACGUUCAAAGAAGAAUAUAACCCUAACUUUAACGAUGAGGGGGUCAAGCGCGCUGUGCGCAGCUGGGAAGAGUAUGCCGCUAGAGGGACUGCGGGCGAUGCCUCCGCGGAUAGUGCUAGGGAUCGCGAUUUGGACGAGAUUGCCAAGGCUGAUAGUGACUCGGCUGGAAUCGACUGGGUCCAUUGGGAAAACCAAAAUGAGAGCGAGAUUGAUCUUGUAUACAAACUACUCGCCUACUUCCCGCCAGUUGUCGUCGAGUUCCUCGAAGACAAAUAUAACAGCAUCAAGAAAUUCCUUGUCGAAAAUAACAUCAUUCCCGGAGCUGACAGUGAGACUGAAACCGAAUCAAAAGCAGUCACAGAAGCAAAGAAUGCCCUACAAUCGGAAAAGUACUCUCUCGAAAACACACUGAGAUCGAUCAAAGACCACCAGUCCGAUCUUGAGAAAUACUAUGGUCCAGAUGAUAUUUUCCGACCAUUGAAAGACGUCUGUAUCCAGAAGGAUUCCGGAGAGUACACCUACGAGCAUUGCUUCCUCGCACAGACCAAACAGAUCCCUAAAAAAGGUGGUGCUACCGUGACCAUGGGUAACUUCGAUGCCAUCUCAUCCAUCACAGUCGACGACGCCAAUACCGCCGGCGAAAUCCGACAGAUCGAAAAGCUCGCUUUGGAAUAUACCUCUGGACAAAAAUGCUGGAAUGGACCGUCUCGUUCAACGACUGUGAUUUUGGAAUGUGGUGAGGAGAAUGAGAUUUUGAAGAUUAUGGAAGAUGAGAAGUGUAUUUAUUCGAUGAUUGUCACUUCUCCUGCUGCUUGUGGUGAGGCCACCAAGGAAAAGGUGAAGAACGCUGGAAAGGAUGAGCUUUGA